This is a messenger RNA of Meloidogyne enterolobii, 565 nucleotides long. NCBI's taxonomy places the organism in Eukaryota, Metazoa, Nematoda, Chromadorea, Rhabditida, Meloidogynidae. The record is from the annotation of a GenBank genome assembly.
UUUUCAGGAGGGUGAUCCAGCGCAGAUAAACUAUAACAAACUAUUUAUAAUUGAACCUUAUACCGAAUAUCGCCUUUACAAAGAAUUUAACAUUGUAAUCGAGAUAAUGUAUGCUAAGCUGACAAAUAUAUUUGAUUGGAAAGAAGAGCCAAAACUUCUUACAGAAAUUGUAGUUUUGCGCGAGCUUAUUACUGGGUACACAAACGUUUUGGAGAUUCAAGAGACUGAAUUAAAGCCAAGAUUGGCAAAAGAAGACAAGAAACAUUCCAAUGACUCAGUGAAAAAGGGUUUAAUUGAAAGCGAGGAUGAUCAAAACACAGAUAACGUUCAAGACAAAAUUAACGAGUUAAAAAAUGAAACAAAAAGUUAUUUGUCCAACAUUUUGCUUGCUUAUGAACAAAUUUACGAUAUUAUUAUUAUCAAAAACAGAGAUGGUAAAAGCAUCAAACGUCAUACUAAUGUAAAAAAUGAGCUUCUCAAAACAUUGAAGGAAGCAAACGCUCUAAAUUCUGAGUUGAAAAAAAGUUUUGCUUCAGAAAUUUUGACUUAUUAUCAAAAUGAAUGA